Molecule: messenger RNA, 3706 nt
Organism: Astyanax mexicanus (Mexican tetra)
Lineage: Eukaryota; Metazoa; Chordata; Actinopteri; Characiformes; Acestrorhamphidae
Product: interleukin-31 receptor subunit alpha
Exons: 16
Coding region: 194-2659 (821 amino acids)
Biological process (GO): cytokine-mediated signaling pathway
Cellular component (GO): external side of plasma membrane
Molecular function (GO): protein binding; cytokine receptor activity
Source: RefSeq, a predicted model, not a curated record
UCAUAUCCCGGAGCAGAUGCGUUUCGCAACAGCAGCGCAGCAACACUUCUGAGCUUCCUAUCAUGAGAGACUUCACUUCUGCUGCUUUAUGGAUGAGCGCUUGGCAGCUACAGAUAAUAACUGAAGACCAUGAGAGUGUGGCGGAGGUUUAACCUCAGCGGUGAUGAAGAUCAGGCUCACGUUUUCCUGUUAAAUGUGUCAGUUUGUUGGGGAUCUACAGUCUAGCACAGGAUCAUUAAUUGGCCUAAUAAUGCAGACCUCCCUGUUCAUUAUGGUUGUAGUUCUCUAUUCACUGUGUGAAGCCUCUUCCACACCCGGCCGGGAAAUAUGUGAUGUUUUUCCAAAGAACCAGCUGGUGAAACACGGGUCGGAUGUUGUGAUCUCGUUCAGAGCCCCUGUCCACAGUGUGUGCCAUAAUAAGACUGGCUUUGAUCCCAGCCGAGUGUCCUGGAAGCUGAACAAUAGAAUGAUAGCAGAUGGUUACUAUAACAUGACGGACGACUCCACCUUCUCUGUGUCCAUCCCGAAUUUUUCUUUGGCCACUGGAACAGUGGAAUUUCUUAUGGAUGGACACGUGUUAAGUGGGACCCUCAUACGGACAUACUCGAUUCCCCAGAACAUCUCAUGUAUUGGAAAUCUAUCUGGCAGUUUGAACUGCACAUGGGAUCACGACCAGUACACCACGAACACAAGCUACGAAGUCGUUCUCGAACUAUACGAUGUGAUAUCUAGAAAAUGUCUCGACAAGAAAUUCUGCCGGUCUAAAGGAAAAUCGUGUAAAAUAGAAGAGAUCAAUUUUAAGGAUACACAAAUGUUUAUAACUGUAAUUGCUGAGACUCCAGCUGUAAAAGCUACAUCUGCUGAAGUUACCUAUGACAGUUUAUUUGCAACAGUUAAGUUAAAUCCACCAGAAAAACUCACAGUGGAACCUGAGCUGAAUGGCCUCAUGGUGAAGUGGUACAGUCAGAUGACAUCAGAAGUCUCCUUUGAAGUGCGGUUGCUUGCAGCAGGUUCUGAGCCUGUGGUGAAAAAUGUGAAUUAUUCUCAAGAGACUACUAUUAAAUUAUCUGAAAUAAAGGAGUGUACCAAUUACUCCAUCUCAGUGCGCUGCAAGCUUGGAGUAUGGAGUGAAUGGAGCCAGAAUGUAACUCAUCUUAGUUACCUCAAUGUCAGUAAUGUACAGAUCAAUUUAUGGAGGUCCAGAAGUGUGGCAGAUGGCAAGGGUAAAAGAAGGGUACACCUCAUGUGGAAGGGAAUUCCUCCGUCAUGUAAAGCAUUUGAUGAGUAUCGUCUCUUUUACCGGAGGAGUCACAUCAAAACAUUGUAUUUUAGCUUGUACAAAAAUCAUACCUUUAUUUAUUUAGAUGAAAACAUGCACACAAUCACUGUGGCAGCAUUUCGCAAUAACACAAGCCUCGCUGAAGCAUCCAUUAAUAUUCCUUCCACAGAAGAUGAUUUAACUUUACCUCCACUAAAUAAUGUCAGAAUGUCUGCCGGGGGCGGUCAAAUCUACGUCACCUGGGACAAACCCAACCUCACCGUCAGCGGCUACAUAAUUGUGUGGAACAGUACUGAACAGAACCACAUGUGGCAACAUACUGAAGAAACACAUUUCUCUCUAAAAGGUCAAAACUUCACCCUCUACACCAUAUAUCUGACAGCACUGUAUAAAAACAGCCCUGUGGGUGAAAUGAGACUUCACGCUUAUGCUCAAGAAAAAGCUCCAGCAGCAGUGUUGAAUAUCCGGGCAGAGGAUAUUCGUGACAGAAAGGUAGAGAUUCACUGGCGGCCGAUAUCACCCACUGAGUGCUGUGCGUUUGUUGUGAACUACACAGUGUUUUAUAAAGCGCAGCACGAGACGGGAUUCAGAAAUGUGAGUGUGGAUAAAAAUCAGCACAGUGUAAUGUUGGAUAACCUGAAACCCAGCACGACGUACAGUGUUUAUGUCCAGGCCAAUGCAGCGGCUGCUUCUUCAAAGAGUAACCAUUACACAUUCUCAACAAAGACUUAUGGUGAGGACUAUCUUAUUGGGCUGAUUAUGUGCGGUAUUGGUCUGAUACUGCUGCCAGUCUUUGUUGUUUUCAUCAUAGUGCUACAAAAGAAAUAUGUGAGUGAGAAGUUUCCCAACCCUCGACUCAGUUCUCUUUCCAUGUGGUCCACACAGAAAUGUAAAAAUCCCUGGAACCAUCUAGCCAUGCCUUGGGACUGUGAGUCUGAGAAAAUUCUCAAAUGUCAAGUAGAAGCUGAGGACAGAGAUGUGGGUAAGCUGACAGCCCGAGCUGCAGACCACAGCUCCACAAUACAGGAAACGGCCAUGAUUACGACACCGACAGCAGCAGAGAAAGAAAACGCUGUUCUGGUCAGACCUAAUGUAUUAGAACUCGCAUCUCAUGACAAGGAGGAAAAGAGGCAGCCUUUGCAACCAGUGGACCAUCAGACGUCACAAAAUCGCCCUGGUCUCCACACUCAAUCUCCUUACAGGAUCCAAAGUCCUGUGACCAGUCCUGUGGACUCUCCAAAGAGAACCUUCAGAGGAACUGCUAAACCUCGUUCUUCGGAAACAGAGAUGCUGCUGAAACCGAAGUCCCAGAAUACAGCUUUACCUACAACAUACGUCACCGUGGACAUGUUUGAAAAGGUUAAAAGGUCAACAAAGUGAGGAGUGCAAGGAAUUAUAUGAUUGACAGAAAAAAAGGACAGUGUGCCACUGUGCCCCUUGCUGUAACAGUAAAAAAAACAGUACUGUCUAAUUAACCUGCUUUGCUUCUUCUGAAAGCUACACCGCUGUUACAAAUCUGUGGCAUGAAGCACUGCAGUAGAUGCACUGAAACAUACUUUAAUCAUAAAAUCGUAAAAAAAAAAAAAAGGUUGGGACCAAAAACAUUUACUUUGGCCUCAGGUUUUUUGCAGACAGUUUGAACCCAAUAUGUUUUGUUUUGUCUGUAUAACUUCAUUUAAUUUAUUAACAUACAGCUCUAGAAAAAAAAAUAAGAGACCACUUAUAUCCACUUAUAUCAUAUAAUCAAGAGGAAGAUGGAUGAUCACAAGCCAUCAAACCAAGCUGAACUGCUUGAAUUUUUGCAGCAGGAGUAAAGGCAUACAUUAUUCCAAAGCAGUGUGUAAGACUGGUGGAGGAGAACAUGCCAAGAUACAUGAAAACUGUGAAUAAAAACAAGGGUUAUUCCACCAAAUAUUGAUUUCUGGACUCUUUAAACUUUGAAAGCUCUGCAUCUUUUUUUGUUGUUAUUUCAGCCAUUUCUUUUUUUCUGCAAAUAAAUUUGGAAUUUGGGAGAAAUGUUGUCCAUAGUUUAUAGAAUAAAACAAUGUUCAUUUAACUCAAACAUAUACCUAUAAACAGCAAAAUCAGACAAACUGAUUCAGAAACUGAAGUGGUCUUUUUUUUUCAGAGCUGUAUGUCUGUUUCUGCAUUUUGGGCCUUCAACACAACAGUAUGAACAACAUUGCUGUUCCCGUAAAUGGCCUGCUCUUGCAACUUAACAGUGUGAGCACGCAGGUCAGUUUCCUCUGUGAAAUUUGUCACACAAACAUGAAACAUCUUGAUCAUAUCGUCUAUUCUAAUUUGGGGUUAUAUACUUCAUGGCUGAUGGCUUUAUUGCUCCAUAUUGUGUCUGUCUCAAAGGACGUGGUGUAGAAGAUUAAAGGAAACACAAGAAUGGAAAGAAUGUUGGUUUUGAUUAAUAAGGUU